Molecule: messenger RNA, 4341 nt
Organism: Thyridium curvatum
Lineage: Eukaryota; Fungi; Ascomycota; Sordariomycetes; Thyridiales; Thyridiaceae
Exons: 4
Coding region: 1-4341 (1446 amino acids)
Molecular function (GO): protein binding
Source: RefSeq, a predicted model, not a curated record
AUGAGUUCGGGCCUUCCUUCCAGUUUUGCCUCUGCGGCAGCAGGCCAAUCCCGCGAUGCCAGAGCUGGACGAGGCGGGAGCGGCAGCGGCAGCGGGGAGUGGUCGCGACGUGACGGCCGAUCCGCAAAUGGCACGCUCACCUUCCGCCGUCCCUCCAACGCACCCUUCAGCCAUAGCCAACAAGCCUCCGAUAUCACCCCGGUACAGACGCCAGCUACUGAAAAUCCUCCCACCCUACCGCCCUCAAUGCCUACCGACGGCUCUUUGCGAUACACGAAGGAGCAGCUGCUGGCGCUUGCCAAGGCUCAGGCUCCCUCGGUGGACCUCUCCAGCCUGCUCGUCAGCGGUUGGAAUCCGGGCCAAGUCAACGGCACCCCGGCGCGAGGAUGGGGUAAAACGAAUGAAAACCAUGUUCCUCAGGAUCCCGGCGUCUGCUGGGAUGCCAAUGGUCAGGUCAAGCCCAUCGGCCUGCAGGAGAUGUCGGCCGAGGAGAGGGAGCUUUUCUCAUCGGACGUCAACUCAACCUUGAAACCGCCGCAGCAAAAUAAGGAAGGGACUCACCAGGGAGGGAGUGUCAACGGCAGGAAGGCGUCGAUUUCUCACGGCAGCAAUUACGGCAUGUCAUCGCCCUCUACAGCCUCGCGUCCCGGCACCCGACGACGCGAGACUGGCGAUACGAAUCCUUUCCCCGGCGCCGGCCUCGCAUCCCCAACAGCCACCGGUCGCUUCUCGCGUGACGAUGGCCCGUGGUUUGGAAGGAAGAGCCUAGACACAAAGGAGUCGACCUUCGAGGAGCCCGAGGAGGAGCAAAAGCUCCCGUCAGCUGCCAGGGCGACGAGCGGCUUUGGCAAUCUUGUGCGCGACCCUGCGCCUGGUGGCAACUCUGGGUUCGGAUCCGCUGCCAACCUGUGGGGCUCUGCUACCGGCACCUCGUCUGGUGCUGGCAUGGGCGGCUUUGGUAGUUUCGCUAUGCCGACCUCGGCCAUCGGCGAGAAGCGCGUGGGCCUGUCCCGUGGCGAGAGCCGCCUGGCGCACCUGAUCCCCAAAGACAGCUCCGAGAAUAUCGUAGGCAAGGCCAUUGAGCCUUCCGCCGACCCGAAUCGCUCCUGGCGAUCCCGCCCACGCACCGAUACCGAUCCAUUUGCAGCCGAUGACGCCCUUGGCGGGCGGCAGGACGUCAACUCGCCCCACCAAGGUCAGCCAUACGAGACCCCCGUAAAAGGCUCGGCGGUCGACUUUGGCAUGUCUGGGCUCAACUUGGGUGGCGAAGCGGAAGGCUCGGGUAGUCCCCAGACCAACCCCUAUCGCAGCCCUCCUGAGCGGGGCGAUCACGGCGCGGAUGAUGCUCCCGGCGAUAUGACCUCGCAGGGCCUCGGCGGGAUCCCAGACCACAUGUCGAAUCUCAACUCCAUCUCGCGCGGCUUCCCGACAGGUCCCUUUGACGGCAGCGACCGGAGCCAGACGUCGAGUGUUGGUGCCAAGGGCUUCCCGGCCAUUAACACCUUUGGCGGGUGGCCUUCCACCGUCGGCACCGGCACUCCAGAUCGGGAACGGUCUGGCUUUGGCAACGCCUUUGGGAGCUCGCUGUUCAGCCCGGCUAGCGAUCUGCAGUCUCCAGGCGGCUUUGGUGGCAUGGGUAUGUUUGGCCCUGCGUCCACGUCGAGCAUCGGUGCCGGCGGCUCCAUGCGCCAGAGCAAGCUCGGCGCUCUCUUCCCUGCCGCCCUUCAGGCGCAGAUGCAGAACCAAGACCAGGACAACUUGAGCGACACCGGGUCCGAUUUCCGCCAGGUCAACCCUCUGGGUGCCAUUGGUCGAGCGUCGGCGGGUCCGGCUCGCGACACCAAUAGCCCCUUGCGACGCGGUGGUCUGGAGGAUGUACUCUCCGAGUCCACACGAUCUCCUGGUCCCUUUGGUACAUCUGGCCCGGCUCAGCACGGCUUGACUACCACAGCUCAGCCCGCUCCCUUCCAAGGCAGCCAGCCGGCAGGCGAGCCCGCUGGUCAGCACCGAUCUAUGGUGAUGCCUGACAGGAUGCGCUGGGUCUACCUCGACCCUCAAGGUCAAAUCCAGGGCCCCUUCACUGGGCUGGAGAUGAACGACUGGUACAAAGCUAACUUCUUCACGCCUGACCUUCGUGUCAAGAAGAUCGAGGAUGCCGAGUUUGAGCCUCUCGGCCAACUCAUCCGCCGCAUUGGGAACUCGCGUGAGCCGUUCCUUGUUCCCCAGAUGGGUAUUCCCCAUGGCCCUCCGGCCUCGUCUGGGCAGCAAUUUCCCACCGGCGACCGUGGUGUGAUCCCUCCGUUGGUGGGCGCCUUCCCGAGCUUUGGCAGGACCCUGACUGCAGAGGAACAGAACAACCUCGAGCGUAGGAAGCAGGAGGAACAGUUCAUGAUGGCACGUCAGCGCGAGUUCAUGGCUCAGCACACCUUCCCCAAGAUGCCAAUGCCUGGUGCUAGUGGCCUCCCCUCGGCCCUGCACCACCAUUCAAGCGCCCAUAGCCUUCAGAGCCAACCCAGUUUCGGUAGCAUCGCCUCGCCCAUCGGCCCCAAUCAGCCUCCGGUCGGCGCUAUUGGACCCAACUCUGCCUUUUUCGAGGCUCAAACCGGCGCAACCCAACCCUCUGGGGCGCAGGGGGCCUCGGCUGAGUUUGAGCUGAGCAUGCAGGAGCGCGAUGUGCUGGCCAACCUACAACCGUCCGGCGCGCCCAACAUCUUGCAGCAGGGCCGCAGCUCCGAUGCCAGUAGCUUGCGCAGUAACCUGCCGGCCGCUGAUCAGCUCCAGAAGGACACCCAGGGUUUUAGCGAGCGCCUCAAGGAGUUUCACAAUCUGCGCGCCGCGCGUGACGCCGCCGAAGAGGCUGCUAAGAAUGGAGGGAUGGCCACGGUCAAUGAGGAGCUCAACGAGGACCCAUCCCAUGGUCUUCCCAACGAAGCCGAGGUUGCACGCAUGCUUGAUGAGGCGCAGGCCGAGGAGCUCGACAUGGCAAGCCUCUCCCUCACCCAGCAGGUGCAGAAGACUCAGGCGGCAGCUGCCGCUGCCAAGCAGCAACCCCCGCCUCAGGAUGUCUGGAAGCAGCCUGCCGACCUACCCAUGCCGUUCCCGCCUCCGCAGCAGCAGGGCUCGACCCCUAUCGCUGCACCGACGGCACAGCGCACCCGUUCGACUUUGCCCGACCAGUACGCGAGCCGCUCCCGCUCCGAGACACCGGAGAGCGGUGUGGCAGCCCAGCCCCCUCCAUUGGCUCCGUGGGCACGCGACCCCGGAAGCGAGAGUCACAAGGGCCCUAGCCUUAGGGAGAUCCAGGAGGCCGAGGCCAAGAAGGCUGCCAAGGCCGAGGAGCAGGCUGCUGCCGCUCGCCGCGCCGCUCUUGAGCAGGAGGCUGCUGCCAUCCGCGAGCGUGAGAAGGCUGGUGCCGCAGUUGCGCCCGGCCUGCCCACCACGUCGACCUGGGGCAACGGCUCUCCGGUCACCACCAGCUCGAGCAGCCCGUGGACCAAGCCCGCCGCCGCCAAGGUGGCUCCCGCGAACGCUGCGUCAUCUUCGGCCUCGGCUAAGAAGACACUGGCUGACAUCCAGCGGGAGGAGGAGGCCCGCAAGCAGCGAGCCGCCAAGGACCAUGCUUCGCAGGCUGCGAAGGAUCACGCCUCGCAGAUUGCUGCUGCCGCUACUUCUGCUAUGGGCAAGCGAUACGCAGAUCUUGCUAGCAAGGCGCAGGCUCCCACGACUGCCGCUGCGAUGGUCGCCAGUGGCGCGGCGCCGCCUGCCGGCAGUGGCUGGGCUACGGUUGGCGCCGGGGGCAAGGUUAAGAUUCCCACGGGCCCGUCUGCCCAGUCUCGUUCCGUUAGCACCGGCAACGUCAAGCCUGUGCCGGCUGCGGCCCCGGCCCGACCCGUCGUGAAGCAGAGCGUCAGCACGAUGGCCAAGACGGACGCGGGCAGCGUAGCUAUGGACGAGUUCAACAAGUGGGUGCACCGGGAGCUGUCGCGGGGCAUCACUGGCGGUAUUGACGUCGAUACCUUUGCGGCGACCCUGCAGAACUUCCCCCUGGAGCACCAGCUCAUCGCCGACGCCGUGUACGGCAGCUCGACGACCAUGGACGGGCGCCACUUUGCCGACGAGUACAUCCGGCGCAAGAAGCUCGCGGACCGGGGCGUGGUGGAGAAGCAGCCGGCGGCCGACGCGGGCAAGGGCGCCGGCGCCGGCGGCGGGUGGAGCGAGGUGGCCAAGAAGGGCGGGGCGGCCGCCGGUGCCGGCGGCGGUCAGGGGCCGCAGGCGGGCAAGGAGGAGGGCAUGCCUGCCGGGUUCAAGGUCGUCCCCGGGCGGAAGAAGGGCAAGAAAUAG